CGAAGUUGCGCGCUUUGAAUGCGAUCUUAGAGCGCUGCCUGUGUCGGGACGGACAGGAGAUUAAGAGAGAAGAGGCUUGGGUGGAACCGGUUGAUAUGCCUCUUCCCCCAUCCAUCACGGAACGUCUGGUCGUAUCCCCGCACAUUGGUAGUGUCGGGCUCUCCGGCGCCCGUGGCGCUGGUAUAUCCGGUCGGAGCGUGCACAACAGCGAUUCGCAUGCGGGUCCGGGGUCAAGUUCAAGUUCUCCAUCGAAUUUGAUGCUCGAGUGUGUUCCGAGUGGAGAGCGAGCGGCUUUCGUCGAGGACGGGGAUUUAGAUGGGGGCCCAAGGCGUGGCUCGAAGCUACCUGUAGAUCAGGCAACACAAGGAUCCGGCCACGGGAGUCAGCGAGUGAGGGCUGUGGCGCAAUCAGAAGGGCCUGAUCUCGUUUCCAGAGACCAACACGCAGCUCAACGGUCAAGAGAAGGUUCCCUAGCACCUAGUCCAUGGUUCAGCACUGGGCAUCGACGGGGUCCGGAUGGCUUCAACCAUUGGAAUAUUCCGCCACUGACAGAGCACUCGCAGAGAGCGGUCCCUGUAGGUCGUAGUGCAGAUGGACAUCCCGAUGAUAGCUCGGACUUCUCAGAUUCUGAUUCGGACCACUCAAGCUCAGAUUCAGACCUCCCAUCGUCUGAGUUGGACUACUCGCACAGGUCUGAUGCGCUAUCCUCGGGGCCUAGCACUGCUCCUCCUCCCGCGCGCGGUCCUAUUCGCUGUCUG
This is a messenger RNA of Mycena citricolor, 758 nucleotides long. The record is from the annotation of a GenBank genome assembly. Lineage: Eukaryota; Fungi; Basidiomycota; Agaricomycetes; Agaricales; Mycenaceae.